AUGUCCACCACAACAGUCUCCUAUCCAUCCCCCAGUCUCUCAUCCCACGAAACCCAAGACAUAGACUCCCUCUUCACCUACGCCAAAUUAAUGCACGAACACACACGCAAACAAAUGGAAGCAGCCGAUCGAUCUGCGCGUAGAGAGCGCCAACGCUGA
This is a messenger RNA of Sclerotinia sclerotiorum 1980 UF-70, 159 nucleotides long. RefSeq lists its product with no specific name. NCBI's taxonomy places the organism in Eukaryota, Fungi, Ascomycota, Leotiomycetes, Helotiales, Sclerotiniaceae. The transcript has a single exon. The record is from RefSeq and is a predicted model, not a curated record. The coding region runs from base 1 to 159 and encodes 52 amino acids.